AUGUUUACAGUUGUGGAGUUGGUUGUGUUAUCAUACAUCUAUCUAGUUAUCAGACUCAAAAUGGGAACGGCGGAAUAUGUGCAAAUUAAGGAUCUUAAACCGGGUUUAAAGAACAUAAACGCCGUGUUCAUCGUUCUAGAAGUGGGACCGCCGACGCUAACGAAGGAGGCGCGCGAGGUCCGCACGUUGCGCGUGGCCGAUGCCUCGGCGUCCGUCAACCUGUCGGUGUGGGACGAACCCGGCGCGCUAUUGCAGCCCGGUGACAUCGUGAGGCUCACGCGUGGCUACGCUUCGCUGUGGCGGCAGGCGCUCACUCUCUACUCGGGCAAGUCGGGCGACAUUCAAAAAGUAGGCGAAUUCUGUAUGCUGUUUAACGAGCAGGUGAACAUGAGCGAACCCCAACCGGCGCCGCAGACUCCGGCCGCCGCGCCCCAGUGCCCGUCCACGGCUACGACUCAAGGACCUACUAAAGGAGAGCGCUUCAGUCAGGGCUCCCAGGAGCACACCAAUAAAAUUCAACAUAAGAGUUACGUUCGGGGCCGUGGACAUCAACGCGGCAACAACCGACGGUGA
Molecule: messenger RNA, 573 nt
Organism: Leptosia nina
Lineage: Eukaryota; Metazoa; Arthropoda; Insecta; Lepidoptera; Pieridae
Source: the annotation of a GenBank genome assembly